Molecule: messenger RNA, 778 nt
Organism: Octopus bimaculoides (California two-spot octopus)
Lineage: Eukaryota; Metazoa; Mollusca; Cephalopoda; Octopoda; Octopodidae
Product: homeobox protein six1b-like
Biological process (GO): regulation of transcription by RNA polymerase II
Cellular component (GO): transcription regulator complex; nucleus
Molecular function (GO): RNA polymerase II cis-regulatory region sequence-specific DNA binding; DNA-binding transcription factor activity, RNA polymerase II-specific
Source: RefSeq, a predicted model, not a curated record
CUACGAGAAUGGUACGGCCAUAAUCCGUACCCGUCUCCCAGGGAGAAGCGAGAGCUGGCAGAAGCCACCGGGCUGACCACCACGCAAGUUAGCAACUGGUUCAAGAACAGAAGACAGAGGGAUCGUGCAGCGGAAGCUAAAGAAACAACUCGAUGCGAUGAUGGUUCGGCCGGACAGCUGUGCGCCAGCCCUGGUUACUUAGAUGAACCAAACGGAACUGGACAGACAUCACAAUCGAUGGGUGACCAUUCCCCGCAGAGUGACUUCAAAGAUUUGGACAGUCCCCGAAGUUUGAAGGGACAGUUAAAAGUUGAGAAUUCUCAACAUGUUGUCUAUACCGACCUUCAAAAAGCUGCGGGCUUGAAUUCAACACCGACAAUGCCAAUUAUACAGAAUAUGAUUUCGAAUAAUAAUAAUAAUAAUAACAAUAACAAUAAUAACAGUAACAAUAACACCACCAACAACAACAGUAACAACCAUCAGCAGCAGCAUCAUCAACAACAGCAACACCACCACCAGCACCACCACCACCACCACCACCACCACAAUAAUAAUAAUCAUAAUAAUAAUAACAAUCAUCAUCAUAAUAGUAAUAAUAGUAAUAGCAACAACAAUCCCACGAGUGCAUCGGUUCUUGGUGCCGUCAAUAACGGCACGAGGUCAGAUGUGCAGCAGAAUCUGAGUUCCAUGUUGUCUGACUACCAAUCUCUAUAAACCUCGUGGGGUAACGACCGAUCAGGCUACUGGUCGGAGAAUAUUAUUAAUCAUACAUGUAUAU